Molecule: messenger RNA, 1404 nt
Organism: Spea bombifrons (plains spadefoot toad)
Lineage: Eukaryota; Metazoa; Chordata; Amphibia; Anura; Pelobatidae
Gene: SPATA17
Product: spermatogenesis associated 17
Exons: 10
Coding region: 32-1147 (371 amino acids)
Biological process (GO): mitotic cell cycle; establishment of meiotic spindle localization; spindle organization
Cellular component (GO): spindle pole
Molecular function (GO): protein binding
Source: RefSeq, a predicted model, not a curated record
UCCCCCUCCGCGGUCGAACCAACCCGUUUCCAUGGAGACGCGUCCAGACAGCUGGGACAUGGCCACCCUGGAGAAGCUCCGCAGCCGCUUGGCUCACCUCAAAGUGGAGUAUUUCCUAGAAAGCAGGAUCGCAGAAGACAACAGAUUAAAGGAAUACAAAGCGGCUGUAACAAUCCAGAGUCGGUUCAGAGGGUUCAAAGUGCGGGCCUACCUUAGGUAUCUGAAUGGAAUGGUGACAAUUAUCCAGAAAUGGUGGAGGGGUUACCAAGCAAGAAAAUCUUUCAGGAGCAAAGUCAAGACAGCGCAUUUUAUUAUGAAGAUGAAUUUCUACAAUGAAAUGGCUGUCAGGAUUCAGAAAAGAUGGCGAGGAUAUUACGUUCGGAAGUAUGUGCACAGUUACUACGCCUUGAAAAAUUAUCUGGAAGGGGUGGCCAUCAAGAAUGAGAUUGUCAGGAAGGAACUCGAUGAGUUUGCAGACAUGAAGGCUGAAGAAAAAGCGAAAAAAGACUCGGAGGCAGAAGAGCGCAAGAAAGAUUACCGGGCUCGAAAGAUGCAUUACCUUCUCAGCACUGAACAGGCUGCAGGAAUAUAUAAUUCACCUUAUAGACCAUAUCCUGAUGAGAUGGAGUUUCGAUUGCAAAGAGCACGGCCACUAAGCCAUAAAGAGCGCCCAGUAAUCAAAGACGAUGGCAGCGUUUUGGCUAACUGGUCAGAUUGUAGGGUUCGAUUUUCUUUCCCAACAACGCAACCUCUCCCCCCAAUUGGAAAGAAGAAGCCACAGGGUCCAUUCCGUGAGACAGCUGAAGUAUUACAGCAGCGCUACAAACCUUUAGAGCCAACCUUGAGAGUGGCAACAUCAAUCAAUUCAGUGGACGAGACCAGAGAGGAGCUCCGAAGACAGGAAUGGAGUAAAUACAUCCAUGACAACAUGUUUGCUCCAUUUUCCUCUUAUAACAAAAACCAAAUUUACGAGCCAUCAAUACAUACGUUAACAGAUUACAAGUCAGCCCCUUAUGGCACUCAGCAUUUCCGCGAUAAACAAACGGCAAAAUGGAUAUCAAACAAGGAUUUCCAAACCGUCUUCACAUCUUUUCCAGUUUUUGAGAAAUUUGGACAAACAUAUUCCAAAGCUGGAAACGUGGUGUAGUUCCUCCCGGAAAAAGAAAAAAGUGUUUUCCCAAAGACAAGAAAAACAAAAACAAACCAAAAAGUUAUAAACAGCAGAGUAAAAAAAAAACUUAAAAAAAAUUUUCUGAUUCCAUUUGUUUUCUCUCAUUCGUUCAUUCCUAUUCUUCUUUAUUCACUAUAUACAUUUUCCAUUUAGAAUCUACUUCCACUGUUGCUUUAAAGUUGAGCAUGUCAAAUUUAAUCCUGCAUAAAUCAUCUCUUCUGCAUAAACAGUAC